CGGAUAUAGUGAAUGCAGGGUCCAGGGAGACCAGAUAUAGUGAAUGCAGGGUCCGGGGAAAACGGAUAUAGUGAAUGCAGGGUCCGGGGAGAACGGAUACAGUGAAUGCUGGGGUCCGGGGAGACCAGAUAUAGUGAAUGCAGGGUCCGGGGAGACCAGAUAUAGUGAAUGCAGGGUCCGGGGAGACCAGAUAUAGUGAAUGCAGGGUCCGGGGAGACCGGAUAUAGUGAAUGCAGGGUCCGGGGAGAGCGGAUAUAGUGAAUGCAGGGGUCCUUGGAGAGCGGAUAUAGUGAAUGCAGGGUCUGGGGAGAGCGGAUAUAGUGAAUGCAGGGUCCGGGGAGA
Messenger RNA from Staurois parvus, 342 nucleotides. NCBI's taxonomy places the organism in Eukaryota, Metazoa, Chordata, Amphibia, Anura, Ranidae. The record is from the annotation of a GenBank genome assembly.